AUGGAUCGUAUCUACCAUCUCUAUCAGGCUCUCCAAAGGAUGUCUGCGCCUGCUCCUCCUCCUGCUGCUGCUGCUGCUGCUGAGAGGAGUGUCCAACGGUGUUCAUCCCCUGACUCUGGGUAUGGACCUGCGCCCGACCCCGAAGAUAAGGAUGCUUUCGAGGCUUAUCGUCGAUCUUGCUGGCUGCAGUACUACCAACACAUGGCUUCACUCCAGACCCCAGGGCAGUCGGCUCCUCAGCAGCAACAACAGUCGAAGAAGCGUCCAGCUGCCAUUCCUAGUGUGGACGAGGAUGAAGAUGAUGAUAUCAACAAGGAACUGCUCGGCCUCUAG
This is a messenger RNA of Perkinsus marinus ATCC 50983, 333 nucleotides long. RefSeq lists its product as hypothetical. The transcript is spliced from 2 exons. Bases 1 to 333 code for a protein of 110 amino acids. The record is from RefSeq and is a predicted model, not a curated record. Lineage: Eukaryota; Perkinsozoa; Perkinsida; Perkinsidae.